CUCUGCUGGAUGCUCCUGUUGUUGUUGUUGUUGAUGGUUGUUUACUUUGGAAUUCAUCUGGUGUCCAGAUGUUUAGCUGUCCGGAUGUUUAGUGUUCGGGUGUAUGUUGCCCCUUACUGAAAAUUUUAUUCCCUCGACAACUCGACAAAACUCGUUGGCUUUGCAAGUUUUUGCCCAUUCGAAACAAACGUUUGGUCAACUCACAAGCGACUGUUUCUACACACAAUCACGGGAAAGGAUGCCUAGAAAAGCCGAGGUGUUGAACUCCCUGUCGCGUGGACGUGUUCGUGCUUCGUGGAACAAGUACAAUCUGUUCAACUUGUACAAGAAGGGCCGUGUGAGCUUCCAAGGACAGAACCUGUAUCAGCAGAAAUGGACCGCCAAGCAGGAAACAAGGGCAUACCACGGUGAGCACAUGACUGAGAAGAGAUUCCAGGCUGAUUUCUCGCAGAAGCUGGAGUCCGUUGCGCACUUGGAUGCGUCGUUGCGUGGUGAGAACCAUAUGACCACCCCGGUGCCUUUGCAAACGUAUGCAGUACUGGAAAAGAGACUAGAUUUUGCCCUUUUCAGAUCGAUGUUUGCCUCUUCUGUUAGACAAGCCCGUCAGUACAUUCUUCAUGGCUAUGUCCAUGUUAACGGGAUCAAGAUCAAGCAGCCGGGCUACACGCUAUCCCCAGGUGAUAUCUUUAGCGUCAAGCCGGAGAAGGUGUUGUCCGCAUUGGGUGCUACGAAGCCUUCUGUUAAACAAGCUGCUAAGAUUGAUAAUGUUCAGAUAUCCAAGUGGAAUGAAUACGUGGCAAAGGCCAAGAAGAACCCAAAGGCCGUCUGGGAUGCACAAAGGGAGAAGAAGAGAUUGGGGAAACAGCUGGAUGCAGAGGAAGAGGAGGCUUUGAAACAAAGGGUGUUGACCUUCAACAAGAACUUGGAGUCGCAAAUGCUCAAAGAUCAAAAGGAAUUCACGAGAUCUAAGGUUUUGAAAGAUGUGUUGACAUUGGGGCUGAAGACCGAGACCCCAACUAUCAGUACAUUCCCAAAGCUUUCGGAAGAAGCUGCUGGCAAAGCCCUCAAGCUCUAUGAGAAGGUGAUCACAGCUCCUGGUUUGACCGUUGAGACUUUGAAAACCAGAUCUGACAAGGAGCUAGAUACCAUUGUCUCCAAGGCACUAGAUAAGGAGGAACAGGCUAAGAGAAGUGAUGCUGAGAAGAAGAUCUUCUCGGAGGUCAAGCAGCUGGUUUCAUCUGUACAAUCGAUCCACUGGGAGGACCUUAGAAAGGCCAGUGAUGCAAAGAAACUCGACCCAUCAACAAGGGAGAUUCCAUACGAUCCAGAAUGGGCAAACAAAUUGACUUUCCACAAACGUGUUGAAGUUUCAAAGGCACUGGAAGACGAAUCCUCCGUAAAGGUCAACUUGCCAUGGCAAAGGGGAUUGUUUGGACGUGAAGAACCAAGUAAGCCUUAUUUCACACCAUGGAAGGUUCGUCCAUUCAUAGCUCCAUUCGCUAUCUUACCUUCGCACAUUGAGAUCUCCUUCGAGACUUGCCAUGCUGUCUACCUCAGAGAUCCAGUUGCACUUCCAGGUAAAUCUGAAGUCAUUUCUCCAUUCGGUUUACCAGUCCAACAAAGAGCCUACAUGUGGUAUACAAGAAGAGUCAAAGUUGUGAGAAACUGAACGUCAAGAAAUCCUCUACGAUAUAUAGAUAAAUCAAGAGUUCUGUACAUACAUAAUACAAAAAGCAGUCUUUCUAAAUCGUGUGUGUUGGCGUAUAUGUAUCCUAGCUAUUUCAGGUUAGCCAGCAUGUUCAACGAUGGUACUGGAAACUUCACCUUUUUCGUUGAACGUAUGUUUGAACUGUUCUGGGAUCGAAAGCUCUUUGAAAUCACCACCUUCUUCAGCUUGUGG
Molecule: messenger RNA, 1900 nt
Organism: Williopsis jadinii
Lineage: Eukaryota; Fungi; Ascomycota; Saccharomycetes; Phaffomycetales; Wickerhamomycetaceae
Gene: NAM9
Product: mitochondrial 37S ribosomal protein uS4m
Exons: 1
Coding region: 239-1669 (476 amino acids)
Biological process (GO): positive regulation of translational fidelity
Cellular component (GO): mitochondrial small ribosomal subunit
Molecular function (GO): rRNA binding; structural constituent of ribosome
Source: RefSeq, a predicted model, not a curated record